AUGUUCCACACUCCCAUUGUGCCUCGUGCGAGGAAAAGGUCGAGACCAGUAGAAGCCGGUGUUCCCGGGCGUGAAGAGGUGAAGUUUAAGGAUGUCAGAGUGUACCUGGUGGAGAGGAAAAUGGGCCGCAGCAGGAGAAGCUUUCUGACCCAACUGGCCAGGUCAAAGGGCUUUAUUGUGGAAGACGUCCUCAGUGAUGUGGUCACUCAUGUUGUGUCAGAGGACAGCCGGGCUUCAUCACUGUGGACAUGGCUUAAAGGGUGCGAUCUGAGCAAUCUACCCAGCAUGCACGUGUUGGACAUCAGCUGGUUCACUGACAGCAUGAGAGAGGGGAGACCUGUUGCUGUGGAGACCAGACAUCUCAUUCAGGACAUCUUGCCCACACUGCCUGAAGGUUCUUCACCCACUCCUGUGGACACAGUUUCUCAAUACGCCUGCCAGAGACGGACAACCACAGAAAACAAUAACAAGAUUUUCACAGAUGCAUUUGAAGUUUUGGCAGAGAGCUAUGAAUUCAGUGAGAUUGAGGGUCCAUGCCUGGCUUUCAGGAGAGCUGCAUCUGUCCUCAAGAGUCUGCCCUGUGCGCUGCGGUGUCUGAGGGACACUGAGGAUCUUCCCUGCCUGGGGGAGCAUACUAAGGCAGUCAUAGAGGAGAUCCUUCAAUAUGGCCGCUCGUUUGAAGUUGAGAAAAUACUUUCUGAUGAAAGGUAUCAAACGCUAAAGCUGUUCACAAGUGUGUUUGGGGUUGGACCUAAGACGGCUGAGAAGUGGUACCGCAGAGGGCUGCGCUCAUUCAGCGAUAUUCCGACAGAUCCCAGCAUUCAUCUAAACCGGAUGCAACAAACUGGUUUUCUGCAUUAUGAAGACAUCUCCAGGGCUGUCAGUAGAGCAGAGGCCCGAGCACUGGGGAACAUUAUUGACGAAGCUGUCCAUGCGAUCACACCGGACGCCCUGCUAGCGCUGACAGGUGGCUUUCGCAGGGGGAAGGAGUUUGGUCAUGAUGUAGAUUUUAUCGUGACCACUCCAGAGCCAGGGAGGGAGAGGAGUCUGCUGCCCGACAUCAUUGAUAGUCUGGAAGAACAAGGCAUUUUGCUCUUUUGUGACUACCAGGCCUCCACCUUUGAUGAAUCCAACCUUCCCAGCCACAGGUUUGAGGCUAUGGACCACUUUGCAAAGUGCUUCCUGAUCCUGCGGCUGGUGGGAAGGAAAGUGGAAGGAGGUCUCAACUGUGCUGAGGGCGACCGCCGGGGCUGGAGGGCGGUGCGUGUAGACUUGGUGUCGCCACCUAUGGAUCGUUACGCCUUCGCUCUCCUGGGCUGGACCGGUUCCAGGCAGUUUGAGAGAGACCUGAGGAGGUUUGCUCGAUUAGAGCGGCGGAUGCUGUUGGACAACCACGCCCUGUACGACAAAACCAAGAAAGAGUUCCUGGCAGCUUUGACUGAAAAGGACAUCUUUGCCCAUCUGGGUCUCGAGUACAUUGAGCCUUGGCAGAGAAAUGCGUAGGCCUCAGCUCCUCCCGGGCUGGAUGAUACCCUCUGCGUACAUCAGUGUUUAUUCCAUCUGCUUGCCGUUCUGUGGCCGCUCCUGUGAUACACUCUCAAAUGCCAUUUGAUUUCCAUACACUUUUGCGUUCUUGUUGCCAUUAUUGUUUUUGUUGUCUGGAUUGCACGGUGCUGUAUGAGUCAUAAUUCUCCUUAUUCACUAUUGUCUGUUAACGAGUGAACACUCUCCUUUACCAUUCAUGGACUGCCUGUCUGUAAGUGUUGUAAUCAUAGGCAGGAUACAAAGACAAAUCAGUUAGAGUAUGCAUCGCCCGGGGUGCCUGCGAUUGGUGCACGAGAGAGAGAGAGAGAGAGAGUCUGAAAGAAACACAGAGGGAAGCAAAAGAAGGAAGGGGGUGACCACAGAGAGAAAGGGAGGGUGAUGGAGAAGACAGGAAGCAAUGAGAAAAGCGAGGGGGAGGGGAGCCUUUGUUGAGCAAAAUGUUGUAAUCACCCUCCUCCUGGCAGGAAAGUGCUCAGCGUGAAGCUGAGCCAGGUCUCCGGGGAAUUGAGAGGUGGGUAAUGAGCUUCAGAUAGAGGAGCGUUCGGCGUCGCCAUUUAGCCUCCAUUUAAACCUACGUCCACUGGAGAUCAUUUAGCUGGCAUUCCGCUAUCCAGGCCCAUAGCCUCCGCUCUUGUUCCACAAUGAAUCUUCCCUUCCCCAGAUGCUUGGCUGAAAUUAGAGGCAAUCAGCUGCACUGGGAAAUCAUGAAGAAUUCAGACGGAAGGUAAAUGAGUCCACUAACCACAUGGAUGGAUCUUGGCAUUCAAAGCGACUGGCUCCAGUGCACAAAACAUCCAUUAUCUUACUGCUUUGACUUUGGCUUAUGUUUUAUGUAUGAUGGUUGUUUAUCAAGAUUUGUGUCCUUAUUUUUCAAACGUAUGGCGGCUCCGUAGGACAAGGAUUCUCUAAUGAAGAAACUUCAUUGAUUCCUGUGGGCAAUUUGGGUGUCUGACCGGUUUCUCCGGCGAUAACAGGACCGCCCCCGCUGUCCAUACCCCAACCCACUUUCCCAUGAUGCUCAGCCUCUGGUUUAUCCCAUGAUGCCUCAAUGAGAGCAGAGACAGAUGAGAGCAAGGCAUUCUAGUGACUCACCCUAUUUAAAGAUCUUUAAGUAGAACAGUCCGGCACUUUGAGGACUUGACCUGGGCCUCCUCCCUCCACCAUCUCUUCUUUCCCCCUUUUGGUCUCUGUCUUUCUUUCUUUCUCUCCCACUGUGCUGCUCUCUCAACCUCCCUGACACAAAACAAACUUUAAAGGUUCUGAGUUGCAGUGUUAACCAGAUGGAGCAAGCUCCCUGCUUUCCUGGGUUAUGUAAUGUUUCCACUUUAAA
Toxotes jaculatrix (banded archerfish) is the source of this 2875-nucleotide messenger RNA. RefSeq names its product deoxynucleotidyltransferase, terminal (gene dntt). Lineage: Eukaryota; Metazoa; Chordata; Actinopteri; Toxotidae. The record is from RefSeq and is a predicted model, not a curated record. Gene Ontology annotation, molecular function: DNA nucleotidylexotransferase activity; DNA-directed DNA polymerase activity; DNA binding. Bases 1 to 1503 code for a protein of 500 amino acids. Gene Ontology annotation, cellular component: nucleus. The transcript has 11 exons. Gene Ontology annotation, biological process: double-strand break repair via nonhomologous end joining.